AUGAAGCGGCUCAAAAGCCACAAGGGGCGUCGUGCGCUAUAUGACAAGGAUACUUUCACCUCUUCCACCGACAAGCAUAGUUCUAGGACCCUCAUUCCUUGUCUGUAUAUCCUGUCCUUGAGCCUCGCGAAGGUCUCACGGUCGUGUUAUGCGAGAUCUAUCAGCAUGGCCUCGAGAUCUUUUCAACUGUGUGAGAACGCGGCUCGCUGGUCUUGGAGCCGAUGA
Molecule: messenger RNA, 225 nt
Organism: Penicillium chermesinum
Lineage: Eukaryota; Fungi; Ascomycota; Eurotiomycetes; Eurotiales; Aspergillaceae
Exons: 1
Coding region: 1-225 (74 amino acids)
Source: RefSeq, a predicted model, not a curated record